Molecule: messenger RNA, 4506 nt
Organism: Boleophthalmus pectinirostris (great blue-spotted mudskipper)
Lineage: Eukaryota; Metazoa; Chordata; Actinopteri; Gobiiformes; Gobiidae
Gene: brf1a
Product: BRF1 RNA polymerase III transcription initiation factor subunit a
Exons: 19
Coding region: 258-2357 (699 amino acids)
Biological process (GO): DNA-templated transcription initiation; transcription by RNA polymerase III; transcription preinitiation complex assembly
Cellular component (GO): transcription factor TFIIIB complex; nucleus; transcription preinitiation complex
Molecular function (GO): RNA polymerase III type 3 promoter sequence-specific DNA binding; RNA polymerase III general transcription initiation factor activity; TBP-class protein binding
Source: RefSeq, a predicted model, not a curated record
UCGUCCGGUCGCCGGCUUCUGCACCGCUCUCUACACGUGUCGCCUCUGUUUUGCUAAAAAAUUCUGCGUUUUUAGACAUUUCUGCGGGUUUUGUUUCGUUUAACGGGGAAUAAACUCGUUACAGAGUCGUUGUAGGGUGUUGUCAACAUGAAAUAAUCAAUAAAUAAGAUUAAAUUAAAGAUUAAAGUGGAAAACGUGUGGAAACCGAAGAGGCGUGCUUUGACAUACGCUGUGAUUGGGGCAGAGUUGGUGUGACCAUGGUGUGCAGGCAGUGUGGUUCCUCAGAAGUAGACGUAGACCAUGCUCGGGGCGUCUCCGUGUGUAUGGGCUGCGGGUCUGUGCUGGAGGACAGUCUCAUCGUCUCUGAGGUGGAGUUUGUGGAGAGCGGAGGGGGAGGCUCUCUCGCCGUCGGACAGUUUGUCUCUUCACAAGGUGGAUCCAGAGCUCCCACAUUUGGAGAUUCCCACAUUUCUUUGGGCCGAGAGUCCAGAGCUCAGACGCUGCAGAAAGCGAAGACCCAGAUCACGAUGUUGGGGCAGCAGUUACAGAUGAACCAGCACUGUCUGGACACGGCAUUUAACUUUUACCGAAUGGCUUUGAGCAAAGGCCUGACUCGAGGGAGGAAGAGCGUGCACGUGGCUGCUGCCUGCCUCUAUAUGGUCUGCAGAACCGAGGGGACGCCACACAUGCUUCUGGACCUCAGCGACUUGGUGCAGGUGAAUGUGUACGUGCUCGGGAAAACCUUCUUGACUCUGGCCAGAGAACUGUGCAUCAAUGCUCCAGCCAUAGACCCGUGUUUGUACAUCCCACGCUUUGCUCAGAUGUUGGAGUUUGGAGAGAAGAAUCAUGAGGUUUCCAUGACGGCGCUGAGGCUGGUGCAGAGGAUGAAGAGGGACUGGAUGCACACAGGACGAAGGCCCUCGGGACUCUGUGGAGCAGCUCUCCUGGUGGCUGCUCGAAUGUACGAAUUCAGACGAACGAUCAAAGAAAUCGUGGACGUGGUGAAAGUGUGUGAAACUACGCUGAGGAAAAGGCUGAAUGAGUUUGAGGACACGCCCACCAGUCACAUGACCAUCGAGGAGUUCAUGAGGCUGGACUUGGAUCAGGAGUGUGACCCUCCAUGUUUCACCGCUGGACUCAGGAAGAAGAAAUAUCAGGGGCUGGAGAUAGAAUUGAAGAAGCAGAUAGACGAUGAGAUCGAAGAUGAGAUUCAUGAAUUUGAGGAUGAAAUCGACGCCGAGCUCCAGAACAGUCGACCCAAACUCAGAGGGAUCUACGCAGCCUACACCAGAGAAGUGCCCGUGCAGGACUUGGAGGAGGCCAUGUUUGUUGCGACCAAAGCGGAUAACGGCGAUGAAGAGGAGGAAGACGAGCUCCAGGCGGUGGCGAAGCACUUUGGGAGGGAGCUGGAUGAACUGACCAUAGAGGCCCUGAGGAAGCUCGAGCAGCCCCAGGACAGCGCUGCGAGCGGGGGAGAGGAGAGGGACACGGAGGGGGCGGAGAGCCAGGACCAGGGGGGCAUCCCGAAGAGAAACGCCCCAACGCUGGAGUCCAUCCUGGGGCCGAUCCGCUCCACAGCCACCCUGGGUCUGAGCCAGUCCAUCAGCCACUGCAUCACGGAGCACAAGGACAAAGAUGCAGAGACUGACGGAGGAGAGCUGGACCUCAGUGGAAUAGAUGACGAGGAAAUAGAACUGUAUCUUCUGAACGACAGAGAGAUCCAGAUCAAAACGGCGCUGUGGAUGGCAGAAAACUCCGACUACCUCAAAGAGCAGAGAGAAAAAGAAGCCAAAAUCGCCAAAGAGAAAGAGCUCGGCAUUUACAAAGAGAGAAAGCGUCGUGCUCCUGGCAGCAGGAAGAGAGACUCCAUCACAGCCAACUCAACCGGAGAGGCCAUCGGCAAAAUGUUAGAAGCCAAAAAGAUCUCGUCAAAAAUAAACUACGACGUUUUGAAAGAUCUGGACGUGAAACCAGGAGCGAGCCCGCCCGAAGUGAAGGAGGAGACCCAGAAGACCCCCAAACUCACUCCAAGAACCAAGAGAGCAGCCAGCCAACCCCUAACCCUCAGCACGCCGCUAAGCACUCUGGGAAAGAGACUGCAGCCCUUCAUCACUGGACACAAACCUCCACCCAAGAAGAAGGCCCUGGACCAGGGGGCAGCAGAAGGGCCUCUCCCCGUCCCGGUCCCGGUGGCAGCCUCCUCUUCGGGCGGAGCUUUGGUGGAGAGCGGACCUGUGGUGUAUGAAGACGAGCCGGAGGAAGAGGAGGAGGAGGAAGAGGAGGCAGGCUGUGUGAGCGCCAUGGAGCUGCUCGGAGCCAGCGGUUAUGGAUCAGACGGAGAUUAUGACGACUACUAGCCUUUCCUCUCCUCUUCUUCACCUCUCUGUCCUCCUCUCCCUCUCUCUUCUUUCCUCUCAUCAGCUGCUGCUAAAUAACCGAUGGACUUGAACUAAACGCACAACAAAAAAACGCUGCUUAACCCGGCGGCCAUUUUGUUUCGUUGCACAUAAAAACCAAGCCUAGUAUUUAUAACGUCAAAUGAGGAAUGACUUGAACUGUCGUCAUAGGAACAACUACUACAUUUGGGGAUCUGCACUACGAAAAGAAGCAUCUGCAUUGGGUAAAAUCACUUGAAAUCUGAAUAAUUAUUUAAGAAUUUAGCCUACACAGGUUAAAAAACUACAACUUUUCUUAUUUAUUACUUUAUUUAAAUGAAAGCAGAAUCAAAAUAAGUACUUGAAAUAAUUUAAGUCAUGGUUUAAAUGUUCUAUAUUACACAAAACUCACUCUCUGAGAUUUAAGCCGUGUUAUAAUCUUGUUAUCUUCUCAAAAACAGACCUGGAGAUGUGUUUUGUUUCAUUCACACAUUUUGUCAUACACAUAAUUUACUUUUAGUUUAGUAGAGAUCGGCAAUUCCAAGUCUGAAAUGAUCCAAAUGAUUCCAGUGAAGAUGUAUAGAGUUUAAAAACACAGUGGAGCACUUCCAGCAUGUGUGAAUGAAAUAAAACACGACUCCAGGUCUGUUUUUGAGGAGGAAAUCACAUUAGAACAUGACUUAAAGCUCACAAGAGUCGAUUUUAUGUCAUCUAAAACCUUUAAGUCAUUUUGAUGUGGAAAGUGUUUAUUCUCAAAGUGUCUCUUAAGUCAUUUCUUUGUGUAAAAUUGAGUUUGAACUCAUCACAUUCUGCGCUGCAAUAAUGUGUGUUAUCUGAACGAAGGCAGGAUUUCAAAACUAGAAAGAAAAAGAAUACAGAAUAUUCAUUUCUUUGAACGUGUUUGAAGUCUAUGACUCCAACACAGAUCCUGCAAAUGCUACAGAAUCAUAAAUGAAAGUGCCUAUGACGGUUUGGACGACUUAUUUGACUAAAUGUGAUGAUCUGUUGAAACUCAACACUUCCUGUCAGUCUCAACAAAUUUGUCCAACUUCUCUUCACAAAUUGCUUCUUGUUUGAUGGAAAACUAUAAUUAACAUUUUCAACAGAUGUGAUCCUAACAAAUUAAAUCAAAAUGAGAGAAUUGCCAAAACCUGUCAUACGCGCUUUAAUAACUUUACUGCACUUUUUGCCUUAAGUGUUCUCAAACUCGAGCUUUGAACUAUCAGGAAAAACCAUCAUGUAUUUACUCAAUUACUGUUGCCUUAUGUCUGCAAAGUAAAUGUAAAAAUAACUGACAUGGAGUGCUUGAAAAUGAGGUUUCAAAUGUUUGGUGUGUUAGAGGAUUCAUUUUGAUGUGACCGUUUGGUUAGAAAUUUGAAAGAAAAACAUUUGGCAAUUCAAAAGGUAUUAAUUGUGUUUUGUUUUUCCAAAAUUACACUUAGAUUACACAUUGAGAAGACUUAUAUCUGAGUAAGUGAACAGAACUAGAAUGAAUUACUCUAGUAUCUGGAUUUGAGCAGAUUUGACCUGAAAAGUCAAAUUAUCCACGGAUGGAACACGACUUUUUCUACUCAAAUUAACUUUAAAUUAGAAAAAAACAACUCUUUACACUUGAAAGAAGACAACGAAUAUUGUGUUUCUUAAAUUUAAAUCUCUGUACCUGAUUUUUGUUGUCUUAAAAACGUGAAAAACAGAACUGGAUCAUUGUAAACAGUUUGCAGUUCUUCCUCACUCACCUUAUGCAUUCAGAACAUCCGAAUUAUUCACCUCGAUGGUUCAUUUGAAGCCGGAGUGGAGUUUUGCAUGAUGCUCAUAACAACUAGGAUGCUAACACACACUUUCUGAUUCUCAGAAAAUAUAACAUGUUAUACUGAGGCGUUUUGUUCAUGUACAUGGACAAAAAAUCUGGUACUAUAUCUGUAAGAAGAAAGUAAUAGUAGUAGAUUAUUACUAGUAGAUAAUUUUACUUGACUUGUCUAAUCUACCCAAAUUCAGAAAAUUUAUUAAGAAUUCAUGUAAUUUAAAAGGUGCAAUGUGUAACUUGUGUAACCGCUUGUUUCUCUACAUACAUCAUUGCUCUGCCUGGAAUGUUCCACAGUGUGACAUUAAACACUUCUACUUUACAUUUAUU